GAUAGUGAACCUGGAUGAGCUUCAAGUCAUUUACACGCUGACGUCAGUGCCCAGUCGUCGUUCAAUCGGAUCUAGAUUCUAAACUAGAGAUCCGACUAGAUCCCUGGCGGCGAGAGAUCCGAAACUAACGGGCUCCGAAUAAGGAUACCUUUCUCCGCCGGACCAACAGAUCAACUCCAGUGCGUCACCAUCAUCGACAUUAGAGAAUAGAGCUCUCGCUGAGAAACAAUGGCGGAGAGCUGCAGCCUUGUUCGCUUCCGCGCUGCCCUCUGCCCUGCCUUCAAGCCCUCUCCGUUCGAUCCUCUCCUUUCUCCGAUCGCCUCUUUCUCCCUUCCUUCUUUGCUUCCCUCCUCGCCUCCCUCGCUUCGGUAUCAGCGUCGGAGAGGGAGGAGAGAUGGAUCUCUGGUUGUUCGUUCGAUGUCCUCUUCGUCGGCUUCUUUUGGCUCGCGGUUGGAGGAAUCCGUGAGGAAGACGGUCUCCGAGAACCCCGUCGUCAUCUAUUCCAAGACCUGGUGUUCGUAUUCGAUGGAGGUGAAGUCGCGGUUGAAGCGUCUUGGAGUGCGGCCUCUCGUCAUCGAGUUGGAUCGGCUUGGACCCCAAGGUCCACAGCUGCAGAAGAUGUUGGAGCGGAUCACGGGACAGUUCACUGUUCCUAAUGUUUUUAUUGGAGGCAAGCAUAUUGGUGGCUGCUCAGAUACUGUAAAACUUUACCAGAAAGGCGAGCUAACUGCUAUGCUUUCAGAGCUAAAUAUUAGCACAAAUAGUUUGCUGAAGCCUUAAUCGAAUUUGAAGUUAUUGACUGCAGUUUUCAUGGACCGUGGGAGUACAUAACUUCAUGUCUCAUUAAUUUUUUCUUCUCACCAUAGUUAACUAAUGACCUUAUGUGUGUGAUAAGUUUCGAGUCUUGGCUGUAUCUGCUAGCAUUAUUUCUGUACUUUGACACUGCAUUUCUGCAGAGCUUCUAUGAAUAACUUAAUAGUAUGAUGGAUCCACUUGAUGCUCCA
This is a messenger RNA of Dioscorea cayenensis subsp. rotundata (Guinea yam), 1004 nucleotides long. RefSeq names its product monothiol glutaredoxin-S10-like. Gene Ontology annotation, biological process: cellular response to oxidative stress. Gene Ontology annotation, molecular function: glutathione disulfide oxidoreductase activity. Bases 229 to 780 code for a protein of 183 amino acids. The record is from RefSeq and is a predicted model, not a curated record. NCBI's taxonomy places the organism in Eukaryota, Viridiplantae, Streptophyta, Magnoliopsida, Dioscoreales, Dioscoreaceae. Gene Ontology annotation, cellular component: cytoplasm. The transcript has 5 exons.